This is a messenger RNA of Zasmidium cellare ATCC 36951, 2292 nucleotides long. RefSeq lists its product as uncharacterized. The transcript has a single exon. The coding region runs from base 1 to 2292 and encodes 763 amino acids. The record is from RefSeq and is a predicted model, not a curated record. NCBI's taxonomy places the organism in Eukaryota, Fungi, Ascomycota, Dothideomycetes, Mycosphaerellales, Mycosphaerellaceae.
AUGCUUUCAUCGCGCAUUCGGCGAGUGCAACAAGAGCUUCAAUCUCAUCAGAACUGGCUGAGAUCAUUUACUGGUACCCACUGGACUCACCAGUUCCACCCCUCGAACCGACGAACAUUUUCCAGCAGCCAUGUCGGCGCGGAAGCACAGAAACAGAAGCAGAAGCAAUUCUUCGGAAAGCCGCGCACGGCAUGGCAAAAGAAGCAGAGGCGCAAUCAGGAUCGAGUACAGCAUGUCGCUUUAGGCACACUGUCGCAGAAAGAGGAGCUGCUACAGGCAGUUAAGGACUAUGAUAUCAAGCAGGUCGCUGCACUUUACGCGAGCCUGCCCGAGAAGAAGCCACUGACCCCCGAGGACCUCUUUGCACUUGCGCAAUGCGUGCACCAAUGCCUUCGUCAGGAGACGUACAAGGUCUUGCAGACGAAGGAGCGUGAGGAUUUGAAUGAGAUCGUAGCGUUCGCAACGCAGCUGGUGAAGGACAUCCGGAAAGAACGUCUACUUCCACACAUAUAUGCCCAUGUCCAUCUACUGGGCGUUUUCAAAGAGAGCGGGACUUACGAUGGUGGUAUCAAGUUUUGGGAAUGGCUCCAAGCUCAAGACGAGGAAUAUGUCAAUGCUGACGUCUACUCUGUUGCGAUCGAUCUGCUGGCUCGGACUGGAACACCUCUCGAAGAGCUGGAGCAACUCUAUGAGGAUGCAUUGGCUCGCUUUCCUGGAACAUUCAACGCCUACCACCUUUCGCCCAAUGCUAUACUUGAAGAUCGGGAGCACGAGUUUCCAGUGAAAGGCGUCCCAAUGUCUUUGCUACUGUCAAUUACGGUGGCCAGGCUGCUUGGAGGGGACUCGCACAAAGCGUAUUUGGCGUUCGAUACCGCGUUACGACUCUAUCCAACUACAGCUCCAACGCGCUUCUUUGCCAUUUUCAAGGACGAGCGACCCCUUUCCGAGUUUUUCACGGUGUUUGCCAUUGCCUGCCGGGCUGGAAUACAGUUGCCUGUUGCAUAUUAUAAACUACUCGUGUCGCGCCUGCGCCAAAGUUCUGAUCUCAAAUCUGUAUCUGUCCACCUAUCCGCUCUAAGAGCUAUGUUGGCUGCAACGCAUCUACAGUUUGGAGCAAAGGGCACAAUACACGCAAAUACCGUCAACGAAUUGACCAUUGCCGUCAUUCAGACUGUCCGACUGCCGAGUCUUUCUUCCCUGGAAGCAAAGGAGCGUAGAGAACUGGUGGAUGAGAUCCUUGGGAUGGUCAAACAGAUGCUUGGCAUAUUUGCGCGGUACGGUGCUUUGCCCGGAGAAGCUCUCUUCAACUCAAUCAUCACGAACAUUGGGGGAUUCUCCGGCGACAAGAGUGUCAUCAGCAUUGCAUUGGCAGAUAUGAAGGCUCUGGAGAUAGAAGCUUCAGACAUUACUCGACGAAGCAUCUUGAUCGCCGCUGGCGUGAUGCAGGACGCAGACCUUCUGCAAAGUUCUUGGAAGGACAUAUCGGAAUCACGGGGCAAGAGAAACGCCUGUCCAGACGUGGCCGAUCUUCACGCGCUCGUCACAGCAGCACGCCGUGCCAAUCUGAUCGAUUUCGCGAGAAACCAACUCGAGUUAGUGAAGGAGAGCAUCGAUGCGAAGGACCACGCAGUAUUUGAAGAUCGGUUCGCAAAGUCGCCCGACGAGCCGGAGAAAAGCGAUGCCUCACUUGAUUCCGUCGCCCCUGAAAUCUCUGAGGGUAUUGCUGGCUUGAAAAAAGAGAUCGCUGACCUGGACUCGGCCACUAAAGACCGUUCAUCGGUACAGGACUUGAGUGGAAAGUCUUUGUCCAUGGCCUUGAUACCGCCACCAGACUGGUUGCGGCUGUCGUACGAAGAGAUGCGUAACCUAUACGAUGAGUUUACCACGGAGCAAAGACCAAGCACUUCACCCGCAAAGAAUCGUGAUGCAGGUGUUACAACUUCGUCGAGCCCACUCCCGGAAAGUCAAGAGUCAUCCCCAUCACCAGUGAGCACCACGAACAUUCCGUUCGGAACCUUGAGAUUCCAAAACUGGGAAGCAGUCAACUAUCUUCUUUGGCUGUCGAGAAAGCACGACGACGACUAUAAUUCUGCUGUCGACCGUGCCAUCAGUGCUGGCAUGCCACCUCCACGACGGCAACGAGGAAUGGCGUAUGAUGAGUUGAUGGAGAUGCGGCCAUUCUCAUUCGAAGAGAUGCGGCCAAAGAUUGGAAGAGAAAGUCCAAUCUACCAUGCUCGCCUCCACCAAGCCAAGAACGAGGUCUAUCGCCUUCGCGACAAAACGACCACUUGA